GCCGAGACAUGUGGUCCACCUCGACCUUGCGGUCAUGCCUAUAUCAACAGAUGGGUACAGGACAACAUGAUGUAUCCCGGCAGAGCUUUGGUACGGAAGAGAGAUCGACUUUCCUGUGGAAGCCUUGGUACCUACUUGGAAUAGGUUAGGUGAUGAUCCGCAAAUGACCACUGAAGAUUUAAUCGAGGCAAAAUGUCAACGAAUCCUUAAGAAUGAGGAGGUCGUGGAAGACAUCGCUAGCCGGGUGCUGGACAGUAGAAUGAGGGACAAAGCAAGGAGGAGAGAUAAUCAUAAGAGUGAAGGGGAACCAGGCUUAGGAGGCAGUGCCGCACAAAGCGAAGGGGGGCAAAAGGACAGAGAAUCGAUAAAUCCGGAUGGUACCAAAGAAAACCGGAAGGAGAUCUCCACAGGGGAAAGCUCGGGGAAAGCUGAGGGAAGCAGGCAAGGGACUCAGGGGACCAAGGAAGGUAGAAAUAAGGAUAGGACAAGCCCCGGGAACUCGGAAGGUGCCGUGUCUAAGAAAGUAAGGGUCACGGAUACGAGGCGCAAACUAGUCGAGAUAGACAAAAGGACCGCGGAGUACAAGGCAAGAUUGAUUGAGGAAAUGAUGAUUGAGAAUGAAGAAGGCUCUCUGCAGGAGGAGCCCCGGGACGAACGGAGAACCGGCCGAGGUGGGACUGGACAAGGGGGUAAAGGUAGUGACCGUGGGGGAACGCCGAGCAAAAGAAGGAAAGAGGGGGAGAACUCUCCGGGGAUGAACCAGGAAAAGGCUACGACCCCGCCAGCCAUAGAUAGUAGGGCUAGCCGCCUGCCGACCGCGCCAGUGGUGACGCGAGGGCGCGAAGGACUCUGGAGCCUUAGGGAAAGAGUGUUGGGAUCGUUUGACCCGGAAGGAACUACGAAAACCAGGGAGGGACAAAAGGCCGGCAAGGAAGGUCCAGAUAACAGUGUGACAGGCGUGGCCAGCAGCUCUGAGGGCGGCCUUAAGAAGAUAAUAUCGUCCCUCGCGCGAGCACUAAACAAAAAUCAAGGCUACCUAGCGGAUGCUAAGAAAAAGUUGACGUUUGAUGGGGCGAACAUCACGCAAUUUAUGAUAGAUUACGAGAAUCUGGCUGCGCUGUUGAAAUGGACCGAAGAGGAGAAGAUGGACCACAUGGGACAGCAUGUGUCUUUGAGCCUAGGACGGGACAUAAUGGCCAUCGUGGCCGCAAGCCGGUCUUGGAAAGAAAUCCGGGAUGUGAUGAUGAGAAAGUAUCUGGCAGCAGAGAAGAUGGCAACGGAGGCCGAUUUAGCGGCAGUCCAGAGGAAGAACUUCGCAACGUACAAUGACUUCCUACGGGAGUUUACUUUGGUAGCACUAAGGAUCCCCGGGGCUAGCCCUAGGCUGCUCAAAGGGCUAAGACAACACUUGACCCGGCGGCGAGUAGAAAUAGGCGACAACCCCGAAUUACCAGAAGGGGAGAAGGAGGAGGAAGUUCCGCAAGAAGUGGCUAACCUUCAGAGGAGUCGCGGGGACUUGGAGGAUCUCGAGAAAGYUUUUGCGGAUAUUCGUUUGAGUUUGCCCGACCGAGAGGGCRGCGRGGUCAUGAGGUUACCACCGGGGAGAAAGCUUAGCUUUCAUGCGCUGCCCGUAGGGAAGCUGAAAAUCCAGAUYGGGACGCAUCWUACCGACGCGUUAGUAAACGGGGGAGCAGAAAUCACUCUCAUAAGAAGAGAUUUCGCAACGAUCACGRGGUGUACGGUAAACAAGGAAGUAACAUGGAGCAUCCGGGGAGCUGGCGGGGACAUCCUGUUCGCUAGGUACGUCACGAAGUGUGCUGUGAAGGCAGGGGUCAGGGAAUCAAUCUGGUCGUUUCAGCGGAUGACCGUAAUGGAGGAAAUGGACCACGACAUWAKCCUCGGGAGACCGUGGUGCGAGAACGUAGAGAUGAUAGGCAUGCACUUGCACGAUGGCUCAUACAUGGUAGACAUAGAGGACCCUGUGACCGGCCGGGGAGAGCUCCUCCGACUCCUUGGAACGGGAGGAGACCCCCCGAAGGGGAAAUUGGCAACAUGGUCACCGUCGUUCGAGGAUAGCACGCGGAAAGGGGCUUUCGCACGGAUGGAGGGUAUGAGAGAAAGGGUUGAAAUCAUGAUUGAGAAAACAUUCAAUAAGAAGGAGUGGAUCAAGAAGGGCCUGCCCCAGAAGAAGAGGAGGCAGGAGGACGAAGUCCUAGGUGUUAUGGUAGCGGAAAAAGAGUCAGAGGUUGAACUUGGUGCUAGCCUACCCAAACGGAAAGAAGUACGAAUAGAUGUGCCGGAAAUCGCACUUGAGAUCCCCGAUCUAUUGCACCUCAUCAAGGCCUUCAGAUACCAGAAGGAAGCCGGAUCCGGCAAAGACCGACAAGAUAUCACAGUGGCCGACACCACUACGCACGACAACGGAGAGCUUUGGUACGGAAGAGAGAUCGACUUUCCUGUGGAAGCCUUGGUACCUAACUGGAAUAGGUUAGAUGAUGAUCCGCAAAUGACCACUGAAGAGUUAAUCGAGGCAAAAUGUCAACGAAUCCUUAAGAAUGAGGAGGUCGUGGAAGACAUCGUCAGCCGGGUGCUGGACAGUACAAUGAGGGACAAAGCAAGGUGGGACCAUGUUAAGAAUGUCAGAAAGGAGUCACUUCAGGGCUUAGGAGUAAAACGAGAAAAGACAAAAAUGAAAUUCGGCAACGAGAACGACAUCGGGGCAAUCAACAGGCCGACCGGAGGGGAAGAAGCUGGACCAAGCCAAGGGAGGAGGACAGCGAAGAGAAAAUUGUACAUUAGGCUCAUGGGCGGGCCAGUGGUAGGCAGGGGUGGAAGGAAAUGUUUGUGUAGGAAACCCUCACCCCUCCGCAAGGGAGAAGGUAUAGAAAUAUCAUCUGACAGUGAGGGCGAAAAGGGAAGGGCAAAUGUGGAAGAAGGAGGCAACACAAAAAUGGGAGAUAAGGCUCGGGUCUCUAACGAGGAAGGGGCCAAUCGGGGCGAACGACGUGAGACUUGGCAUGGGGAAAGCGAGGGGGGAYAAGGUAUGCGUGACGAACGUGAGGAGGACGAGGAGAAAAGGGAGAGCCCGCUUGAAGGACGAAGCGGUCACGACAGUUGCGARGGGUAUGGGACGGGGACGAAGAUCCCCUUUACCUAUGAUCCAAAGAACCUUGCUGGUGGGUAUAGCCCUAUACAGACUGAGGACGAGGGGGACGAGGAGGAGGAUGUGCGAGAAGUCGUAGAAAUCAGCAGCGGGGAUGAGAGGGAUGAGAUCUCAAGGCCUAGGGAAGAGGGGCGGCCUCCGAUGCACCAGCCGGGCGAUAGGGCUUUCAGAUKGGAGGACGAGUUCGGGCCAACGCCCAGUCAUUGGUUUCAGCAAUGGACCAAUGUAAUCAGGCASGAAUGRAUUAUCAAGACUCGGACACUCGCAAGGGCAGGGGUGGAAGCCACACCACUGGAUUUUUUCAACGAGGCUGAGUUGCAUAGAAUUGUAAGGAUGAAAAGAGAGRUCGAGACCUACGGCCUGCGGGUUAGAAAGCCUGCCGAGGAACGGGGUGGACAAGGAACUAGGCGAGACGAGGUGCAAGGCAGUAAUAAGAACUAGGUGUUGACUUAGCAUUGAAAAGG
Chara braunii is the source of this 3627-nucleotide messenger RNA. The record is from the annotation of a GenBank genome assembly. NCBI's taxonomy places the organism in Eukaryota, Viridiplantae, Streptophyta, Charophyceae, Charales, Characeae.